This is a messenger RNA of Aspergillus melleus, 3852 nucleotides long. RefSeq names its product putative nucleosome remodeling complex ATPase subunit (Snf2h). Lineage: Eukaryota; Fungi; Ascomycota; Eurotiomycetes; Eurotiales; Aspergillaceae. The record is from RefSeq and is a predicted model, not a curated record. Gene Ontology annotation, biological process: positive regulation of transcription by RNA polymerase II. Gene Ontology annotation, cellular component: nucleus. Gene Ontology annotation, molecular function: ATP binding; DNA binding; ATP-dependent chromatin remodeler activity. The transcript has 5 exons. The coding region runs from base 1123 to 3852 and encodes 909 amino acids.
AGGCUUUCCUCUCAAGGCGACGAAUCAGAUCAUCUUGGAUUUACAGCUAAUAUAAAAGGACAACCUGUAUAUUUUGAUUAGGCUUCCUACUAACGAAUUCAUGUAAGACUUCUACGGGCUGUUUCGGUUCUUUUUGCUACUCACCUAACACCUGUCUCAGCCAGGAGACUGACACCGAGACAACGCUAAUCUUAAAGGCAACUCUAAUCUGCACAAUGGCCCCUGAUUCAGAAAAAGAAAAUUCAAAGACAAGGUCUUGGAAACGAAGUCAAUCUUCUCGGAAACCUAAUCUGGAGUUCAUCAUCGGGAUCAAGGCUUCACUGAAGCCAUGCCCCAGAAAAGUCAACCUUAAAUCAACACGAGUCUGGGGAAGGCAUAAAGUUAAAGCUUAUCGGAACGACGUCCCACAUCCACUUGUAUGGCUGAACUACAAACCUUGGCGACAACUUUCUGCGUGUUACUCCAGAAGUGAGCCGACUCGAGUCGAUGGAAAUUGAAAUAAUCCCAUGUUGACCAAGCAAAAGUUUCCAACAAACCCAAAACAUUGAUGGUCUUACGGCACCAGCUUGAAAGGUCAAGCUGCCUAAAAAUGACAGUUGUGGGGGACAAGAUCACUGUUAUCAACUCACUUGGCAUCCUGGAAACAGAAAAGUGAAUGCCACUUGAUGAGGUCAUCGCCUUUCAUCGCUAAACUGAUUCUCUCUUUCCCAUCAUCCAUCUUCUCUUUCUACCAACAGUCCCUUGCGUAACACCAAGCCGUUCACUACACCUACAACCCUACCAUAUGCAUGCAACAAAGCAGUUCUCUUGUCACAAGUGGUGAAUACUUAACACAUUCUCACUCCACGUUCAUUCCAACACAGAACACAGCAAACCAACCCAAGAACUCACCAACCAACAGCACCCUAUAAUGUCGACUCCUACUAAUACUGCAUUCAGCAACGCACCUCUUCAUCCCGAAUAAAGCUUUGACACUUUGCUUGUGUUACUCCACUCUCUCCGGCUUGCUCAGCUGCACCUCAGCCAUAAAUUCACUUCCAUGCCCUGCACACCUCCGUCUCACACAAUUCGACCCAUACCUUCAGAUAUCUUGGCAUCACCGGUGGUUUUCAUUUCUCGCCAAUGUCUCAACACAAGUGCUUGAGAAUUCACUGGCCCCUACAGGGGGCCAACACUGCUGUGUUUCAAGACUUGGCCGUUCACUACAUCGUGGGAAUGAUGCUUUACCUACUCUUCAGUCUGCUCUACCCUCUUUCACCUCUAGAGAAACAUCAACGCUCUACUCUAGCCCUUCGAAAACCAAGACAGACUUCGCUCGGACUUGGGAUCCAAAUAGACAAGAUGCGGUCUCCGACGAGCUCCUACGGCUCUCCUCGAACACCCUCUACCCCUUCAUUCCACUCGAAGUCCUUAUUCUCCCCAGGUUCCAGUCCUUUGUCGACUCCACCAAGCAGUCCGAUUAUAUCCAUUCAAACGCCGCCUAGCUCGCCGUUACAGCCGGAAGAUUACGACCUCAAAGACCGGAUAUCCGAUGACGAACUUCCAUCGAUUCCUCUCUUCCAUAGCGCGGAGCAUGUAUUCCAAGAGAUCGAAUACAGACGACACAGUUUCUUUGCGGCAAUCAAAGAGCUAGUGACUCCAUUGCUCGGGGAAGACAACAAUAUAAAACAUUUUGCGAAUCUUGUCCGCGGCAAGAACGCAAACCUAGUACCGGUCGGACCAGUUAGACAUCCUGCUGGUGUCCAAGCAAUACUCAAGCCUCACCAACGUCACGGACUCGAUUUCCUCGUCUACCUCCGACAAAACGGCAUCGGCGGUAUCCUCGCGGAUGACAUGGGACUCGGAAAGACCAUCCAGACACUUGCACUGUUUCAGCAUGUGAAAGAACAAGCCGAUUUGAUGAGCCCUGAGCCAGCUCCCUUUCUGGUGGUUUGCCCUUUGAGCGUCAUGAAGACCUGGCUGACCGAGAUUCGGAAAUGGACUCCUGGACUGACGGUGAUCAAGUUCCAUGGCACGGCUGAAGAAAGAGAGAAGAUCAAGACUCUCGUCAGGCGGGAGAGAAACUCUAUAAAGGGCAUUUCUGCUGCGGCUGACAUUGUGAUCACGUCUUACGAGACCCUCAUUUCCGAUAUUGUUUGGUUCCAGCGUGCCUUUUACUGGAAGUACGUUGUGCUUGACGAGGGUCACAGGAUCAAGAAUGGACAUUCCAAACGGGCUCAGAUGUUAGCUCGAGUGCGGGCGGAAUUCAAAACUCCUAUCCAGAACAACCUUAGGGAACUGUGGUCGAUUUUCAACUGGUUGUAUCCCGACGUGUUUGUCCCAUCAACUGAAGAUAUCUUUAACGAUGCAUUCUCAUUGAAUGAGGGCAGGUUUGAUCGCUCAUUUCUCGAAGAUAUCAAACGGUUCCUGAACUUGGUAAUGAUUCGACGAAACAAAGAUUCGCCGGCCCUGAACCUCAAUAUACCUCCCAAAUCAGAGACCAUUAUCUCAGUCCCACUGUCGACCUUACAGCAUUCUUGGUAUCUCAGAAUCUUGACCGGUGCGGGGGCUCUCCUUGACGGGGAAGAGAAAUCUUCGUUUAUGAACAGUAUCCACAAACUCAGGCAGGCGGAGGGCCUAGAUGAAUGCGAAGAAGACACUGGCAAUGGCGUCUCAGUCCCACCAACCUCUCAGCUUGGACACAAAACAGAGAAACAAAAGAUCCGCAUUCUCGAUAACAUCCUGAUGGAACUGCGAAAGUGCUCGAUUCACCCUUACCUCUUGGACGACGCGAUACCGGAAGAUUACGCACUUGGCAGCCAUAUAGUAGAAAAUUCCGGAAAGUUCGUCGUCCUGCGAAAGUUUCUACAACAAUUCGUGAUCACAGAACGUAAGAAAGUGGUCAUCUUCUCGGGCUUCGAGCAAGCCUUGAACCUCUGUGAAGAUGUCCUGUCUAUGAUCGUGGCCGAUGGCCAAAAUGUGAAGCACGUUCGGCUGGACGGAAGAACACCCAGUGCCAUGCGGAACCUGUCCAUGUACCUUUUCCAGAAUGAUGCCCGGUACAUGGUAUUCUUUGUUUCCAUCCGAGCCGGCGGCGAGGGUCUGAAUCUGAUCAGCUCGUCCACUGUAUUGUUCCUCGACGAAGACUGGAACCCACAGGUAAUGAAGCAGGCCGAAUCACGCGUCCACCGCAUUGGUCAGACUCAGCCAGUUCAGAUCUUUCGUAUUCAAGCAAAGGGCACAGUCGAGGAGCAGAUGACGCGACGUUUGGUCAAGAAGGCGUAUCUAGCAGAAACAAUCACAGGGAACACGGAUGUCGAGCCGUAUACCCCAGUCAAGGCGAUCGGAUUUGGUGACGGCUUUCAGCACCAGCAUCGCUCAACGGCCUUGCGCGACACUUUGUCUGGUCUGUUUGGCGACAUGAUUUCCAGCACUGUGAAACCUUCAUUCUUGAAAGACCUGAACACAUAUGGCUGGAAAGACCUUGUCGAGUUAUGCGCGGUUACUGAGAACGAGCAUCCCCAGUCCUCUAUUCCUCAGACCUCUAUUACAAUCGAUGAAGAAAGGGCAUGGAUGGAACGAUCCGCCCGCGUCAGAACCAACAUCUUUAACGGUGAGGCUGUCGACACCAGCGGCAGGUCAUUUUCGGUGUACAAAGAGACUAUCCCUCUGGACCUCUGCCGCGCUGACAGGAGGAUCGGAAAAGAACGCACGGUCAUGAUUGAUGGGUUCGCUGUCGCAAAGGACAGCAUAAUCGACAGUGCCCCCUUGUCUCCGGGUGGUAAGAGCCCAAGCACUGAGAAGGAGGAAGAGCGCAGCUCAGCUGCCAAAAUGUCUCACGAACUCGUAAGUCGAAUAAUUUCGUCAUGUUAG